This is a messenger RNA of Coprinopsis cinerea okayama7#130, 1178 nucleotides long. Its product is annotated as 2-nitropropane dioxygenase. The transcript has 5 exons. The coding region runs from base 37 to 1098 and encodes 353 amino acids. NCBI's taxonomy places the organism in Eukaryota, Fungi, Basidiomycota, Agaricomycetes, Agaricales, Psathyrellaceae. Gene Ontology annotation, molecular function: nitronate monooxygenase activity. The record is from RefSeq and is a predicted model, not a curated record.
CAUAAACCCACAUCCUCCUCCCCACCCUCGACGACGAUGACGGCCACCAUUACCACCCCCAUUACUGAGCUCUUCGGCAUCAAGCAUCCCAUCCUGCUUGCAGGUAUGAACGUUGCUGCUGGCCCUGAGCUCGCCGCUGCCGUCACCAAUGCGGGUGGUAUGGGUGUUUUGGGCGGUAUUGGCUACACCCCCAAGAUGCUCCGCUCUCAGAUUGCUGAGAUCAAGAAGAACUUGAAGGAUCCCAACGGCCCCUUCGGUGUCGACCUCUUGCUCCCCCAGGUCGGCGGUAGCGCUCGCAAGACCAACUACGACUACACCAAGGGUCAACUCCCUGAGCUCAUCAAGAUCAUCAUCGAGGAGAAGGCUCGUCUCUUCGUCUCCGCCGUCGGCGUUCCCCCCAAGUGGGCCGUCGAGGAGCUUCACAAGGCCGGCAUCCCCGUCAUGAACAUGGUCGGCCACCCCAAGCACGUCCAGAAGGCCAUCGACGCCGGCUGCGACAUCAUCUGCGCCCAGGCCGGUGAGGGUGGUGGACACACCGGUGACAUCCCCGCUUCCAUCCUCAUCCCCGCCUGCGUCGACAUCUGCAAGGGCCAAAAGUCCAAGCUCACCGGCCAGCCCAUCUACGUUAUCGGUGCUGGUGCUGUCUAUGACGGCCGUGGACUCGCUGCCAACCUCGCUUGGGGUGCCCAGGCCGUCUGGGUCGGCACGAGGUUCGUUGCUUCCGUUGAGGCUGGUGCCCCCAAGAAGCACAAGGAGCUCGUGUUGAGCGCUGGCUACGAGGACGCUGUCACCACUCUCAUCUACACCGGCCGACCUCUGCGAGUCAGGAGGAACCCUUAUGUCGAGGACUGGAACGAGAACCGACGAGACGAGAUCAAGAGGCUCACCUCUCAGGGUAUCCUUCCUCACGAGGAGGAGCUCAAGAAGCGACCCGAGAUUUCCGCCGAGACCCGACCAUGGCUCAUGGGUCGCGUCGCCUCCGUCAUCCACGACAUCCUCCCCGCCAAGGUCAUCGUCGACAACAUGGUCAACGACGCCGCCCGCAUCCUUGAGGAGAACGCCUCUUUGGUCAAGGUUCGCCCACCUGCCAAGUUGUAAUUUACCCUAUACCUUUUAUAUUCCACAUUUCUUGCUUAACGCAUCUUUCGUUGUUGUACCACUGCAUAUUUAUCGAGGUU